UACCGUUUCUAUGGUUGCCGGACAAACCUCCUGCACCAGGUAUUAAACUGCCCCCGGAGAGAUCCUUAGCCGCUGCCACUGUUAUAAAGACCUGCUUUUGAGACGUUGAAUUGAACAAGCGCGCAUCAGAGCGCCAAAGACAUCUCGAGGUAUUUCUUCAGACAUUUUCAACAAGUGCAAAUCCUCAAGGCUAAAGUGAGAUUAAUAAUUUAUCAAUUGGCCAUUUGGAUUGUAAGGUAUUUUCUCAGCAUUAUAUCAGAUCAAGGCUGUUGUCUGGUGGUAUAGGAGUGAGCUUUAGCCAUCGGAGCGGAGGGUGGACCAUGCUGUCUCUAAGCUGUGCAGACCCCUGGCCCGAGGGCUCGGUGGGGCUGGAGGAGGAAGUGGUGACUGCCGCUGCUCAUUCUGAGGAGCUGGACCUGGACGACAGUUCAGCCUCUGCAGGCUCCAGCAGCACUGGGGGCUCUGACAACCUGGAUGACAGCCUGACCAGCCUGCAGUGGCUGCAGGAGUUCUCUAUUCUCAAUGCCAAUGGGCCUCAACAGGCUCCUCUCUCCACUCACCACCAGCCUCACUUCUUCAGCCAUCAGCAGCUGGGCUCAGAGGCUCCCGCUUCCCCUCUGGCUGGUGACCCUGCAUCCAUAGGGAUGCCCCUCACCCCAGGCAAGCCCACAGCAGCAGCCUAUUGUAGGAUGCAGUCCCUGUCAGCCCUCCCUAGCCUGGUGUCCCAUGGUCACUGCCCCGAUGAGGUGGACUACAAGACAAACCCUCAUAUCAAACCACCGUACUCCUACGCCACACUCAUCUGUAUGGCCAUGCAGGCCAGCAAGAAGACCAAGAUCACCCUCCCCUGCAUCUACAAGUGGAUCACUGACAACUUCUGCUACUUCCGCCAUGCCGACCCCACCUGGCAGAACUCCAUCCGGCACAACCUGUCUCUGAACAAGUGUUUCAUCAAGGUUCCGCGGCAGAAGGAUGAGCCAGGGAAGGGGGGCUUCUGGAAGAUCGAUCCCCAGUACGCAGAGCGCCUCCUCAAUGGGGCCUACAAGAAGAGGGGGAUGCCCCCUGUCCAGAUCAACCCUGCCCUGCAGAACAGGCUUAGGGCCAACCCCCAACCCCUGCCCAGGGGCCUCUGCAACUCCACUGGCAGCCAGAGUGGGCUGUGUGUCAAUCCAGAGGCUCAGCAGCUCCUCAGAGAGUUUGAAGAGGCCACUGGAGCCGACCAGAACUGGGACCCCUGUCUGGCCGAAGGCACCAUGCUGGGGGCAUGGCCCAUGAGAAAGGGAGGCCCUGGACACAAGAGGAAACACACACUGGGCUCCAGGACUGCCAUGGUCAAAGUCCCCUGGCGCUCCAGCUCUCCUUUGCUGUCUGUGGAGGAGUAUAGGGAACUGGGCUCCCUGAAGGGGAAUUUUGACUGGGACGCCCUCUUGGAUUCUGCGCUGAGCGGGGAGCUGAGUCUGGACGGAGGGGGUCCACUGAGCCCCAUCCCCCAGGAGGAGGACCUGAUGGUGCGGGGGACCCACAUCUGCCCCCUGGAGGCCCCUGCGGGGACAGCAGACAGCAGCCACGUGCUGGCGGAGACCCAGAGGAGCAGCGGAGCAGACUUUGAGGAGACGUUCCUGGCCACAGCAUUCCUGCAGAGUCCCUGGCCAGAGGAAGAGGAGCAGGGAUCUAUCAACUUCCUGUGCAGCUCCACAGUCAACCUGGAGCAGCUCUUUGACCUGGGAGACUCCCUCGGAGGGGACCUCAGCAGUAAGAUAGAGUAUCUUCUCUAAAGACAUGUUCUCCAAUUCUUUGGCCUUCAAGACUCGUUGACUAUACUGUGAUGAUGACACUACUAGAUUAUUGUUUAAAAAGAGAGGCACCAUAUGAACUAAAUGGACCUUUUACACAUACACGUUUUUUAAGAUUUCUAGAUUAUGUUUUUUGAAAUUGGUACAAUAAUGGAUGACAUCAUUAAUACCUACAGAGCAAAAAUGCCACAAUGAACUGCAGUAUUCUAAAUGAUUACUGGACAAAAACUAUAUCAAACCUACUGUUGGGACCAUGACAUUGGAUAAUAGACAUUAUCAAUAAGACUUCGCUCACAAAGAGAAACAAAAUAUUCCUGUCUGAGGACAGGAAAACCACCAAUAUGUCUUUGUUUACAUUCUGAAUACAUAUGUGGUAUUGAAUGGAUUGCAGGUUGACAUGGAUAGAGGAAUUGUCAUCCAGGCACAAGGUGAGCAACAGAACAUUGGAAUUGACAUUUUAGAAAUGUACAUUUAUUUUGCAUAAGAUGAAAUUACAAAGUAAGACUUUACAGUGACUGUACUCUUUGAAAGUUAUGGACAGUUUCGAGAUGCAAGGCCAAUAGCAAAUGAUGAGUUGAGGUGUUGUACCUGACAGUGAUGCAACGUUUUAGCUGCUUAAAAAUAGUUGGUUUAGCAUGCUGAAUAUUUCAUAAAGGUUUAGAUGAAUCCACCUCACAGGGAAUACUAUUAUGUGUUGUGAAGAUCUUUGGAAUGUAUGCAUCAGACUUCAGGAAUUUCGGUCCUGUACUGAAUUCUACUGAAAUGCUGAAUGAUCUGACUUUUAACGAUCUGUGGAUGCAUUUGGAUGACAUUCUGAAAAGUGUCUAUUUAAUAUCAAUAUACAAUAUCUGUAACUGAAGUGAAAGGGAUACUAUGAUGAUCAAUGAAGAGAUAUUUGCCAAAUUACUACUAAUUAGAAGAGUUUUUAGACUUAAAAUAGUUUUAUGUGUGGGGUUUUCUAUAAUGACUACUUUCUGAAUGCAUUCUUUGAAUAAUGAGCUUUUCACUUUAAAUGUAUAACAAUUUAAAACAGGUUGUUUUUAGCAAGCUUUAGAUUGUCAUAUUAUCAGCAGAGUGUAAGUUUAUAUUUAAUAUUCAUUAAUUCAACAAAUUUCAGUGAGUUAACCAGUUACAGAGAGCAGUAGAGGACAGAUCUGGAUGUCGUAAAGACAAGUUCAUUCCAAUGCAGAAUAGCUCAAGGCAAGCUUCUCCUUUGCAAAGGUUUCAGUGGCUUGUCAAUGAAUACCCGACCUUCAGGUUAGAUGUGCAAAGAACAACACUUGGGACCAGAAGACCAGCAGUGUUAGAGGCUGGGUUUUCACCAAGGAAAGCUGAUGGAGGCCUAUUGGUCAACAGAAGGACACAAUGCAAAAAAGAUGACAUAAACAAGCAGGAAUUACAUGAACAAAUGUUGAGUUAUGAGAUACUCUCUUGUUUUGUUUCAAGUCUACCUUUACCUGGAAAUUGCUGUCUUUCCUCUGGUCUUACUUAUUAAAGGUCGAUUUAUGGGACAAAAAAAAUGGUACAUUUUCAAACAGAAAUGGGGUGUACCUUUGGUGGUUCGUCGAAGUGUCAUUCUUGUCAUGCAUGCCGUGACCGAUGUAGACAGUUUGUUAGCUAAGAUACCCACUUUAGCUAGCCAGUAACUCCUCCAGUGUGUUGACGUCAUUUCACAGGAUUUGUGUUUGGAAAGAAGCUGUAGAGGUCGGUAAGAAAUGGCCCUUCUGUAGCCAAAUAUCUUGUUCAUAAAUUGUGGUUGUGUUUUUAAGCAUUAAAUGACCUAGUAUGAUGGUGCAUUGAUCAGUUAUACAGUUUAAAGCCGCUAUUUUUCUGUUUUUACCCAAAGUCGACCUUUAACAUGUAUAUUAAAAUGUACUAAUAGUCGUUAUCUUGCAGAAUAACUACUCCUGGUUUAUUAGUGUUGUAAAUCCACCAUGAAGUGUGAAAGUGCAAUCAAUGUACAGUGAGUGAUAUUUGGUCUAUUUUUACAUUACAUUGAAGGUUAGUAAUGCAGUGGACUUCGUCAGACCCAGUUCAUGGUUUAUUGUGGUACGGUAUAGAUGCAUCCUGAUGGAAGGAAACUCCUCCUUUAAAAGUGAAUUAACUACUACAAUAUUUUGUCAGUUAUGUAUUAGCUCUUCCAAAACACUGGUCAUCCAAGUUGAACCUAUUGGCAUCAUACCUCAAGAUUUCUUUUUAUGGAGAUAUGCAUUCAUACUCUGUUUAUUUUUCUGUUUUUCCUUGACAAUAAAAAAACCUUCAAACUUGAA
This is a messenger RNA of Oncorhynchus gorbuscha (pink salmon), 4063 nucleotides long. RefSeq names its product forkhead box protein J1-A-like. The transcript has 3 exons. The record is from RefSeq and is a predicted model, not a curated record. The coding region runs from base 321 to 1775 and encodes 484 amino acids. NCBI's taxonomy places the organism in Eukaryota, Metazoa, Chordata, Actinopteri, Salmoniformes, Salmonidae. Gene Ontology annotation, biological process: regulation of DNA-templated transcription. Gene Ontology annotation, molecular function: DNA-binding transcription factor activity; sequence-specific DNA binding.